This is a messenger RNA of Daphnia carinata, 583 nucleotides long. Its product is annotated as mesenchyme-specific cell surface glycoprotein-like. Bases 86 to 583 code for a protein of 165 amino acids. The transcript has 3 exons. Lineage: Eukaryota; Metazoa; Arthropoda; Branchiopoda; Diplostraca; Daphniidae. The record is from RefSeq and is a predicted model, not a curated record.
GGAGGCGACCUCUCAUCACAGUUCGUCCCUUUAGUUUCGCUUUGAAAAAUUGGACCGCGCAAAACGAAGCAGCAGCCAAUACAGCAUGUCUAUUGCGUAUUUAAGUCUCCUGAUGUUGAUGCUGACUCCGCUUUUGGCGAACGCAAGGUCCGUAGCCUCAACUGAAACUGCCCCCAGAGAGCCAAGGCAAUUGGUGAUGCCUACCUAUUACACACCCUGGGUCCCGCAACCAGAUUACGGAUAUCACCACUAUGGUUACGGACAAUAUCCUUUCCGAUCGCCAUUUGGACACCAAUUUGACGACAGAGUUGAUGAGCGAUUUGGAUUCGCUCUUCUUUCCUGGCUCUUCGGUGGUGGUAACAAUGGCGGCGAGGGCGGAGAGGGUGGUGAAGGCGGUGAGGGCGGAGAGGGCGGAGAGGGCGGAGAGGGCGGAGAGGGCGGAGAGGGCGGAGAGGGUGGAGAGGGCGGAGAGGGUGGUGAAGGCGGUGAGGGCAGUGGUAUCCGGUAUCCACUAUGGAACCUUCGUCCACUAGGUUAUUUGCAACAACCGUUUACAUGGCCGAUGGCUUCAUUGCUCGGUUAG